CGGUAGGCUUGGUCAACGUGUGUUUUUAGAAACGUCAGGAAAGCGAAUCUUGCGUGCAUUUUUUUCAUUUAUCUUGUAAAUUCAGACACCAUGGAGACGAUUUUGGAGCAACAGAGACGUUUACAUGAAGAAAAAGAACGGAUAAUUGAAGCCAUGGUUAAAGAAACUCUACACAAGAAAAGUUCGAACCGUGAGCAAAUCAACUCUGAUCACAGAACAAAGAAACUCCUGGAUAAACACAUGGAAAACACUGCAAAGCUGAGAGACAUCUAUGAAGAUAAAGAUGGUUUGCGCAAGGAAGAGGUGAUGGCCUUGUCAGGACCCAAUGAGUUCCAAGAAUUCUAUGCCAGACUCAAGACAAUCAAAGAUUUCCACAGAAAACACCCCAAUGAGAUCGCUGUUCCUUUAUCCCAUGAAUAUGAGAGAAUGGAUGAGGAGAGAUCUAAGAGUGGUGAGGAUUCUCAGACGCUGGUUGAGUUCACUGAUGAAGAAGGAUAUGGCAAAUAUCUGGACCUUCAUGAAUGCUUUGAUAAAUACGUCAAUCUCAAGAAUGUAGAGAAAAUUGACUACCUGACGUAUCUUGCAAACUUUGACCAGUUAUUUUCCAUCCAGAAAGAUCGGAAGAAUGCUGAGUAUAGAAGAUACCUUGAGCUGCUCUUAGACUAUCUUCAUAGUUACACCCGACGCCUGAAGCCUCUCCUUGAAAUGUCUGAGGAGUUGGAGAAGGUUCGGAUCACCUAUGAGAGCCAAUGGGAAAGCGGCUCAUUCCCUGGAUGGGGGAAAGAAGCGGCAAGUGCACUGGCACAUGCAGGAGCUCAUUUGGAUCUGUCUGCCUUCUCAUCUCCAGAGGAAUUGGCAUCAUUAGGUCUGGAUCGUCUUAAGUCAGCUUUGAUGGCUCUGGGGCUGAAAUGUGGCGGAACCUUAGAAGAGAGAGCUCAGCGUCUGUUCAGUACUAAGGGAGUACCCCUAGAUCAGCUGGAUGCCAGUCUGUUUGCCAAGAGUAAGACGGGCAAAGGAGGCAAAAAAGACAACGUUGGUAAGCAGAAAGACAUGGCAUACUUAGAGGCACAGGUUUACUUCUUUGCUGAGCUUCUUGGGGAGCAGAGACUUGCAACCCGUGAGAACAUUCAGCGCAAGCAGGCUCGGACCGAUGCUGAACGUGAAGAUGAUGAAGAGGAACAGUACAGCGAUAGUGACAGUGAUGAUGAUGAUAAUGAAGUCAUCUAUAACCCUAAGAAUCUACCCCUAGGAUGGGAUGGAAAGCCGAUACCGUACUGGUUAUACAAGCUACAUGGUUUGAACAUCACCUACUCCUGUGAGAUUUGUGGAAACCAAACCUACAGAGGUCCUAAAGCUUUCCAGAGACACUUUGCUGAAUGGCGUCAUGCUCAUGGAAUGAGGUGUUUAGGUAUUCCCAACACGGCUCACUUCGCUAACGUUACACUCAUUGAAGAUGCUCUCUCAUUGUGGGAUAAACUGAAAGAUGCAAAGUCUGCUGAGAGGUGGAGACCAGAUACUGAGGAGGAGUUUGAGGAUUCUAGUGGUAACGUUGUCAACAAGAAGGUCUUCGAAGAUCUCAAGAGGCAGGGACUUCUCUAGUCAGGAAUAGUAUUUUACUGCUUUGGUUUUUUACAAUAGAUAGCUCUGAAUAUUUUAAAUAAAAUAUUAAAAAGCUUUAUUUCCUGGUUUUACUACAGAAAUACAAGUGCUGAGCAGUCUUACAUUCCAAGAAAUUAAGUGGAAAUCAGUCAAAGACAAUAUUCAUUGAAUUGUUUUUGGGUUGGUAAUCUGUUGCAGCAGAGGGUGCGUUCAAUGAGCUUCCCUGGGUCGACCCCAGUCUGCCCCCAGUCUGUCCCCGGUACGUUCGUAUAGCUCUGGCGUCAUUCCAGGGGCUCACCCUGGUCAGCCCCAAGUACCCUCCUUGUGGAGUGGGUCACUUGAGGGCUGGCCCC
Molecule: messenger RNA, 1952 nt
Organism: Asterias rubens (European starfish)
Lineage: Eukaryota; Metazoa; Echinodermata; Asteroidea; Forcipulatida; Asteriidae
Product: splicing factor 3A subunit 3-like
Exons: 15
Coding region: 91-1599 (502 amino acids)
Biological process (GO): mRNA splicing, via spliceosome
Cellular component (GO): spliceosomal complex; nucleus
Molecular function (GO): RNA binding; zinc ion binding
Source: RefSeq, a predicted model, not a curated record